Messenger RNA from Rangifer tarandus platyrhynchus (Svalbard reindeer), 2373 nucleotides. Lineage: Eukaryota; Metazoa; Chordata; Mammalia; Artiodactyla; Cervidae. The record is from the annotation of a GenBank genome assembly.
AUGGAGGAGAAGCGUGGCAGCGGCGGGGACGCCGGCGGAGAGCAGCUCCGCGUCGUCAAGCACGAGCUGCGGACGGCUAAUUUAACCGGACAUGCAGAGAAGGUGGGGAUUGAAAAUUUUGAGCUCUUAAAGGUCUUAGGAACUGGAGCUUACGGAAAGGUGUUUCUCGUGCGUAAAGUGAGUGGCCACGAUGCUGGAAAGCUGUAUGCCAUGAAGGUCCUGAAGAAGGCCGCCCUCGUCCAGAAGGCCAAGAGCACGGAGCACGCGAGGGCGGAGCGGCAGGUCCUGGAGCAGGUGCGGCAGUCGCCCUUCCUGGUGACGCUGCACUACGCCUUCCAGACAGAGGCCAAGCUCCACCUCAUCCUAGAUUAUAUAAAUGGUGGAGAGCUUUUUACUCAUCUUUCUCAGAGAGAGCGUUUCACAGAGCACGAGGUGCAGAUCUAUGCCGGCGAGAUCGUGCUUGCCCUCGAACACCUGCACAAGUUGGGGAUUAUAUACCGUGACAUUAAGCUUGAGAAUAUUCUGCUUGAUUCUCACGGCCACGUGAUGCUGACAGACUUUGGUCUGAGUAAGGAGUUUGUGGCUGACGAAGCUGAAAGAGCAUAUUCCUUUUGUGGAACCAUUGAAUACAUGGCACCAGAUAUUGUCAGAGGGGGAGACUCAGGACAUGACAAGGCAGUUGACUGGUGGAGUUUAGGUGUUCUAAUGUAUGAAUUACUAACUGGAGCAUCUCCGUUCACUGUUGAUGGUGAGAAGAACUCCCAAGCUGAGAUAUCUAGGAGAAUAUUAAAGAGCGAGCCUCCAUAUCCCCAGGAAAUGAGUGCUGUAGCCAGAGACCUGAUCCAGCGUCUCCUGAUGAAAGAUCCCAAGAAGAGACUGGGCUGCGGCCCACGCGACGCAGAUGAAAUCAAAGAACAUCCCUUCUUUCAGAAAAUAAACUGGGAUGAUUUAGCUGCCAAAAAAGUGCCCGCACCCUUUAAGCCAGUCAUCCGAGAUGAAUUAGAUGUGAGUAACUUUGCAGAAGAAUUCACAGAAAUGGACCCCACUUACUCUCCCGCAGCUCUGCCCCAGAGCUCCGAGAGGCUGUUCCAGGGCUAUUCCUUUGUUGCCCCUUCCAUCCUCUUCAAGCGUAAUGCAGCCAUCAUGGAUCCUCUUCAGUUUCAUAUGGGAGUUGACCGCCCCGGGGAGAUGCACGUUGCAAGGAGCGCGAUGCUGAAGGACUCUCCAUUCUAUCAACACUAUGACCUAGAUCUGAAGGACACACCACUGGGAGAAGGAAGUUUUUCAAUCUGCCGAAAGUGCAUUCACAAAAAAAGUAACCAAGCAUUCGCAGUCAAAAUAAUCAGCAAAAGGAUGGAAGCCAGCACUCAGAAAGAGGUGACAGCUCUGAGACUCUGUGAAGGACACCCCAAUAUUGUGAAAUUACAUGAAGUUUUUCAUGAUCAGCUUCACACAUUUCUAGUGAUGGAACUUCUGAACGGGGGAGAGCUGUUUGAACGCAUUAAGAGAAAGAAGCAUUUUAGUGAGACGGAAGCCAGCUACAUCAUGCGGAAGCUUGUUUCAGCUGUUAGCCACAUGCAUGACGUCGGAGUGGUACACAGAGAUCUGAAACCCGAGAAUUUAUUGUUUACUGAUGAAAAUGACAAUUUGGAAAUUAAAGUCAUUGAUUUUGGGUUUGCACGCUUGAAGCCACCUGAUAAUCAGCCUCUGAAGACGCCGUGUUUCACUCUUCACUAUGCUGCCCCAGAGCUCUUGAAUCACAAUGGCUAUGAUGAGUCCUGCGACCUCUGGAGCUUGGGCGUCAUUUUGUAUACAAUGUUGUCAGGGCAAGUUCCAUUUCAGUCUCAUGAUAAAAGUCUGACAUGCACCAGUGCAGUGGAAAUCAUGAAGAAAAUUAAAAAGGGAGAUUUCUCCUUUGAAGGAGAAGCCUGGAAGAAUGUAUCCCAAGAGGCUAAAGAUUUGAUCCAAGGACUCCUCACAGUCGAUCCAAACAAAAGGCUUAAAAUGCCUGACUUGAGAUACAAUGAAUGGCUUCAAGAUGGCAGUCAGCUGUCGUCAAAUCCUCUGAUGACUCCAGACAUUCUGGGCUCUUCAGGAGCCGCGGUGCACACGUGUGUGAAAGCCACCUUCCACGCCUUCAACAAAUACAAGAGAGAGGGGUUCUGCCUGCAGAACGUGGACAAGGCCCCGCUGGCGAAGAGGCGGAGGAUGAAGAAGACGAGCACCAGCACCGAGACGCGCAGCAGCUCCAGCGAGAGCUCGCGCUCCUCGUCCUCCCACUCGCAGGGCAAGCGCACGCCCCCCGCGGCGCCGCAGCCUGGCCCGCCUGCCGAGGGCGGCGCGCCCGAGAGCCCGCUCCAGUUCCCGGACUGA